This is a messenger RNA of Hylaeus volcanicus, 2965 nucleotides long. RefSeq names its product proteasome subunit alpha type-5-like. The transcript has 11 exons. The record is from RefSeq and is a predicted model, not a curated record. Gene Ontology annotation, molecular function: GTP binding; GTPase activity. Gene Ontology annotation, biological process: proteasome-mediated ubiquitin-dependent protein catabolic process; endoplasmic reticulum organization; protein homooligomerization. Bases 319 to 2805 code for a protein of 828 amino acids. Gene Ontology annotation, cellular component: proteasome core complex; nucleus; proteasome core complex, alpha-subunit complex. NCBI's taxonomy places the organism in Eukaryota, Metazoa, Arthropoda, Insecta, Hymenoptera, Colletidae.
AGUAGUGCCGCGCUCCGCCGAAACCGCGAAUCAGACGAACGGGCUAAGGGACGACUGCGCGCCCCCGUUUGCCCGAGAUAGUUUGCACACCGAGUGUUUGAUAACGCGCUAACAAGUACAUGAUUCUGUAACAUAAUUGUGGUGUAAACAAUGGUGCAUCGAGCUGUUUCGAUAUCGUACCGAGGAAGCCGUAUCGAACCAAAAUAGUACGCGUGUUAAACGCCUUCGCAGCGCUGUGGACUCGUGUACCCGAAAAACACCGGGAUUAAGUGAAACAGAUGCACGCAGUUACGGAAGUGGCGUCACUCGUAUCCCAAUAUGGCGGACACUGAACAGCGUAAACAGAGUGGCGAAUACGGGAGCUCGUAUGUGGCCGAGAAAGUUUCGAUGACGACCCUCGACGAGAACGUGAACCGUGUACCGCGGGUGUAUCCAACAAAUGAACCAGUGGACCGCGUAGGCUGGCAAGAAAGAGUAGAACGAGUCUCGAUGAAUAGCCAAGAUACAUCGGACUUAGGGAGACCCAUACCAGUUGUACUGGCUCACCCAGAUCACACCUUCGAAUUAAAUGAAGAAGCCUUGGCAGAGAUUCUCCUCCAACCCGAGGUUAAAGAUAGGAGUGUAGUGGUUGUAUCCGUAGCAGGUGCUUUCAGGAAAGGCAAAAGCUUCCUGCUCGAUUUUUUCCUUCGGUAUAUGAAUUAUCAGUAUAACAACAACAACAAAACAGACUCCUGGUUGGGUAAAGAUGACGAACCGCUGGGCGGUUUUUCAUGGAAAGGAGGCUCCGAGAGAGACACGACAGGGAUUAUAAUGUGGUCAAAAGUUUUUCCUGGCACCUUAACAACCGGUGAAAAAGUUGCUGUGAUUUUAAUGGAUACACAAGGUGCUUUCGAUAGUCAGUCGACGGUCAGAGACUGCGCGACCGUGUUUGCUCUGAGCACAAUGUUGUCGUCUGUACAAAUAUAUAAUCUAUCACAAAAUAUCCAAGAGGAUGAUCUUCAGCAUUUGCAACUUUUUACCGAGUACGGGAGGCUGGCACUGGAAAAGUCCGGAAGCACACCAUUCCAGAAGCUGCAAUUCCUAGUUAGAGACUGGAGUUACCCGUACGAAGCAGACUAUGGCGCGCAAGGCGGGAAGAAAAUAUUGCAAAGGAGAUUAGAAAUUUGUGACAAACAACACCCAGAAUUGCAGAGUCUGAGAAAGCAUAUUAAAUCGUGCUUCUCGGAUAUAUCUUGUUUCCUCAUGCCACAUCCGGGCCUCAAUAUCGCCACCAACCCUAAUUUCGACGGUAGAUUAGCGGAAAUCCAACCAGAAUUCAAAAGUCAACUUCAGGAGCUGAUACCGAUGCUAUUGGCUCCAGAAAAUUUAGUUACGAAAAAAAUUAACGGUCAAGUUGUGAAAGCGAAGGAUCUGUUAGAGUACUUUAAAAGUUACAUGAAAAUUUAUAAAGGGGACGAACUUCCGGAACCUAAAAGUAUGUUAGUGGCAACAGCAGAAGCGAAUAACUUAACUGCGGUAGCAGAAGCUAAAGAUGUUUAUUUGCGAACGAUGGAAACUGUUUGUGGCGGAGCAAAGCCAUUUUUAGCAACUGCACAUUUAGAAACAGAACAUUUACGUUGUGUUGACAAAGCCAUUAACCUGUUUCAAAAUAAAAGGAAAAUGGGGGGAGACGAGUUCAGUCAAACGUACAUGGAUAAAUUAAUGAAGGACAUGGAUGAAGCUUUUGUUCAAUUUAAGGCGCACAAUGAAAGCAAAAAUAUUUUUAAAGCAGCACGAACUCCCGCAGUGUUUUUCGUAAUUGCAGCAACGAUGUAUUUUUCAUCUGGAAUAUUCGGUUUCACUGGUUUAUACCCACUAGCAAAUAUUUGUAAUCUUGUUGUUGGUAUUUGUAUAAUAACACUUAUUUUGUGGACGUAUAUAAGGUACAGUGGUAAUUUCAGAUCAUUUGGUGGAGGAUUGGAUGAAGUGGCAAACAUUUUAUGGGAUAAUGUGACGUCCGCGCUGCAGCCACCCCAUUCCCAGCCGUUCGGUGGUAAUUCCUUCCUCGUCCUGCAACCAAUCGUCCAACGUCUACUGAUGUUUCUAACACGUUCGGAGUACGAUCAUGGUGUUAACACUUUCUCUCCAGAGGGGAGGUUAUUUCAAGUUGAGUAUGCUUUAGAAGCUAUCAAACUUGGUUCCACUGCCAUAGGAAUUGCAACACAGGAAGGUGUAGUGUUAGCUGUAGAGAAACGUAUUACAUCCUCUCUAAUGGAACCUACAACAGUAGAAAAGAUUGUAGAAAUUGAUAAGCAUAUUGGAUGUGCUGCAUCUGGCUUAAUAGCUGAUUCCAGAACAAUGAUUGAUCGUGCUAGAUCCGAAUGCCAAAAUCAUUGGUUUGUUUACAACGAGAGAAUGACCGUAGAGUCAACAGCUCAAGCUGUUUCUAAUUUAGCUAUACAAUUUGGAGAUAGCGAUAAUGAUGGUAGUGCUAUGUCUCGACCAUUUGGUGUAGCCAUGUUGUUUGCUGGUAUUGAUGCGAAAGGGCCUCAAUUGUUCCACAUGGACCCUUCGGGUAACUUUGUUCAGUUUGAUGCAAAAGCCAUUGGUUCAGGAAGUGAAGGUGCACAACAGAACCUUCAAGAAGUGUAUCAUAAGUCUAUGACACUUAAAGAAGCAAUUAAAUCUGCCUUAACUAUACUCAAGCAAGUUAUGGAAGAGAAAUUGAAUGACACUAAUAUAGAAGUAAUGACAAUGACACCAGAAAAACUCUUUCAUAUGUUUUCAAAAGCUGAAUUACAAGAGGUGAUUAAAGAUAUUGCUUAAACAUUAGAGUGAUCAAGUACAUGUUAAUUUUACCAACAUUAAUGCAUAACAUUAUAAGCAGCAGAGAUAUGGUAUAUGGAAACUGUAUAACUGCAAAUUACACAUACAUUUUUCACUCAAAGAAUAUGUAAUUUUUACGCAAUGGAUGGUUUUAUAUAUU